AUGGCGCAACAACAGGACCCUUUCCUCUAUGCGCUGAGCUCCAACAACGCGUGGGCUGGCUACAAGGCGCAUCAGAACCCGGCCUUUUUCUCCAAGUUGGCUAGCGGCCAGUCUCCUCAGAUUCUCUGGCUGGGAUGCUCCGACUCGCGAUGCCCUGAGACUACAAUCCUGGGGCUGCAGCCGGGCGACGUGUUUGUGCACCGCAACAUCGCCAACAUCAUCUCGCCGACCGACAUCAACACGUCGGCCGUGAUCGAGUACGCGGUGGCGCUCCUCAAGGUCAAGCACGUGGUCCUGUGCGGGCACACGGCGUGCGGCGGCGCGGCGGCGGCCCUCUCGGACUCGCGCGUCGGCGGAGUGCUGGACACGUGGCUGACGCCUCUCAAGGCGGUCCGCCAGGAGCAUGCGGAGGAGCUCGAUGCCAUCAAGGACGACGCGGCGCGGGCCAUGCGCAUCGCCGAGUUCAACGUCGAGGCGGGCGUCAAGGUGCUCCUCGCCAACUUCACCGUGCAGGAGGCCAUCCGCGAUCGCGGCCUCGAGGUCCACGGCUGCCUGUUCGAUAUCGCCAGCGGGCGCAUCCGGGACCUGGGCUACGGCACCAAGGGCGGCCGCGGCUUCUCCGGCGACGGCUCAGACGACGUGGUGCGCGGCAAGUACGCACAGCUGGUGUUCCGAGGCGGAAAUGCCUCUAUGGCGGCCCUGCAGUGA
Messenger RNA from Lasiosphaeria miniovina, 708 nucleotides. Its product is annotated as carbonic anhydrase. NCBI's taxonomy places the organism in Eukaryota, Fungi, Ascomycota, Sordariomycetes, Sordariales, Lasiosphaeriaceae. The coding region runs from base 1 to 708 and encodes 235 amino acids. Gene Ontology annotation, biological process: carbon utilization; cellular response to carbon dioxide; cellular response to oxidative stress. The transcript is spliced from 3 exons. The record is from RefSeq and is a predicted model, not a curated record. Gene Ontology annotation, cellular component: cytoplasm. Gene Ontology annotation, molecular function: zinc ion binding; carbonate dehydratase activity.